Acipenser ruthenus (sterlet) is the source of this 5085-nucleotide messenger RNA. RefSeq names its product A disintegrin and metalloproteinase with thrombospondin motifs 19-like. Gene Ontology annotation, molecular function: metalloendopeptidase activity. The record is from RefSeq and is a predicted model, not a curated record. The transcript is spliced from 23 exons. Gene Ontology annotation, cellular component: extracellular matrix. Gene Ontology annotation, biological process: extracellular matrix organization; proteolysis. NCBI's taxonomy places the organism in Eukaryota, Metazoa, Chordata, Actinopteri, Acipenseriformes, Acipenseridae. The coding region runs from base 409 to 3828 and encodes 1139 amino acids.
GGAUGUCUGCGCUGCUAAGCUGUCGGAGUCCUCUAGUGCUCUCUGCUGCUCAGUAUGCACUAUAUACAUCAUACAUACUGUAUGCGAUCUGUACCGGUCUGUCUCUUUCUCUGUCUCUCGUUCUCUUUCUCUGCUCCGCUGUUCUCAACUCUAAUUCUGUGCUGACUUUUGAUAUUUUCUCUGCGGGACUCAAACUCAUUCAUUCGGAAACUUCAAUCUCGUGUGAGAGUAAAAAAGGGCUGUAGUUUACCCGUGUUUUUGCUAUAAAACCCUACUGGCAGUGCAUACACAACACAUGUGCAUGUUAUGCAUCAAAGCUCUGUUUCCUAAGUGAAGAUUUCUGCAUUGUUACCUGCUAUCAAGGACAAGUUCAUUUUGUAAAAACUGCACUGAAGAGUCGUGGGGAAUAUGCAUCUGGGCCACAUCUGUGGGAUUUUACAGCAGCUGUGGUUUUUGACUGCUACGGUAGCUUCAGGUUCACAUUUCUUUCAAGACUUGGAGUCUGAGAUCGUUUACCCUUUGGUUUUACCGGAUGCCGCUCCGCCGGGUCCCGAGAGAUUCGACACCCAGGAGAGAGAUCCAAAUGCAGGCAGCAGUUCUCGUGAAGUCCGCUCUAUUUCCAAAGGAGAGGAAUACGAAUCCCAGGAGCUAUACCACUGGGAAACUCUUGGACCGCAGACACUGGCUUUUCCGGGGCUCAGGCUCAAAAUACCAGCCUUUGGCAAUGAGCUCCACCUGAUUCUCAAGAGGGACAGCAGGUUUUUAUCCAGGAAAUUCGUGGUAGAGAACAGACUGAAAGGUCGGAAAGCGUACCUGGACAAUUCAACAGUUACCUCUUCUUCCAGCGCUGAAAGGUCGUGUUAUUACAGCGGGGCUGUUCUUAAUUAUGCAGGAUCCAUCGCCUCCUUUAGCACCUGUGGUGGUCUGAUGGGAUUUAUUCAGCUCAAUCAGGACUUUCUAUUUAUUGAACCUCUAAAUCGCACACUGGCAGUAACAGGGCACGCACACCGCGUUUACAGACGGAAACGAUCAAUGGAGGAGAAAGUCUCACAGAAGCAUUCUUCACAUAAAUACUGUGGGGUUCUUCCUGAUAAAAGGAAAAGCAAGAACAGAAAGUUAACAGAAAUUGGAAGAGGGAAAAGAUACUCCUAUAAAUUACCUCAUGAAUAUAACGUGGAGACCUUGGUUGUUGCUGACCCUGCCAUGGUCAGCUACCAUGGGUCUGAUGCGGCAAAGAGAUUCAUCCUCACAAUAAUGAAUAUGGUUUUUAAUCUCUUUCAACACAAGAGCCUUGGAGUACAAAUGAACAUUCGACUGACAAAGCUUGUGCUGCUUCAUGAGACUCCAGCUGACAUGUACAUCGGGCACCAUGGAGAAAAGAUGCUGGAGAGUUUCUGUAAGUGGCAGCAGGAAGAGUUUGGAAAGAAGAACAUUCACACCGAUUUCUCAACGAGCUGGAGGGAGGAUUUACCGUCCGUUGACACAGCUAUAUUUAUAACCAGAAAGGAUUUCUGCGUACAUAAAGAUGAACCAUGUGACACUGUAGGUAUAGCAUACUUAAGUGGGAUGUGCAGUGAGAAAAGAAAGUGCAUCCUUGCUGAGGACAAUGGACUUAAUCUGGCAUUUACAAUCGCUCACGAGAUGGGGCACAACAUGGGGAUAAAUCAUGACAAUGACCACCCACCCUGUGCAGAUGGCCUCCAUAUCAUGUCUGGGGAAUGGAUUAAGGGACAGAACCUUGGAGACGUCUCCUGGUCUCAAUGCAGCAGAGAGGACAUGGAAAGGUUUCUCAGGUCAAAGGCGAGCAGUUGUUUGCUGCAGACAGAUCCCCAGAGCCUCAAUUCCGUGAUUCUGCCUUCCAAGCUACCUGGGAUGACGUACACUGCAGAUGAGCAAUGUCAGAUUCUGUUUGGACCAAAAGCCUCUUAUUGCCAGAAAAUGCAGUAUGUAAUUUGCUCUGGGCUCUGGUGCAAAGUCGAGGGUGAGAAAGAAUGUAAGACGAAAUUGGAUCCACCCAUGGAUGGAACAGAGUGUGACAUAGGAAAGUGGUGCAAAGCUGGGGAAUGUGUCAGGAAAGCUCUUUUACCUGAGCACACAGAUGGGGAGUGGAGUUCAUGGAGUGCAUGGGGAGCCUGCAGCAGAACCUGUAACACCGGGGUCAGUGUCCGUCAACGCAAGUGUGAUAAUCCCAGACCCAGCACUGAAGGUAGAGACUGUCCUGGUGUCAGAGUCCAGUAUCAAGUGUGCCAGAACACGCUGUGUCCAGCAGGGGUGCCAAGCUUCAGGGAUUUACAGUGCCGGUCCUUUAACAGGCCUUCGCUUCAGAAGCACUCGUUCCAGUGGUAUUCCGUCACAGAUAAUGAGAAACCCUGCACUUUAUUCUGCUCCACAUUGGGGAAAGACCAGCCGAUACUGCUGGCUGACAAAGUACUUGACGGGACUCUGUGUGGACCUCAGGAAUCGGAUAUCUGUGCAAACGGCACGUGCCAGAAAAUCAGCUGUGACGGUAUACUGGGAUCAUCAGCCAAAGAAGAUAAUUGUGGAUUGUGCAAUGGAAACGGCAAAUCGUGCAAAGUCAUUAAAGGAGAUUUCAACCACACCAGGGGGGCAGGUUAUGUUGAAGCGGUGGUGAUACCAGCAGGAGCAAGAAGAAUCAGAGUAGUGGAGGAAAAACCUGCACACAGCUACUUAGCUCUACGGGAUGCCAGUAAACACUCAAUCAACAGUGACUGGAAGAUUGAACAUCCAGGUUCAUUUAACAUUGCUGGGACAACUGUCCACUAUGUCAGAAGAGGAUUAUGGGAGAAAAUCUCUGCCAAAGGACCCACUACUUCUCCGCUCCAUCUUUUGGUGCUGCUGUUUAAUGACCAAAAUUAUGGAAUCCAUUAUGAGUACACCAUUCCUGUAGACCCUCCCCCAGAGAACCGGAGUGCCAAGACUGUUGAGCCUCUCUUCAUGUGGACGCACUCUGGGUGGGAGGACUGCCACGCUGUGUGUGGUGGAGGGGAAAGAAAAACAAAAGUUACUUGCACCAAGAUCAUGAAUAAGACUACCAGUGUGGUGGACAACAAGAAAUGCCGGUACCUGACUAAACCUGAGCCACAAGUGCGCAAAUGCAAUGACCAGCCCUGCCAGACAAGGUGGAUGAUGACAGAGUGGACUCCUUGCUCAAGGACUUGUGGAAAGGGAUCUCAGGCUCGUCAGGUGUCCUGCACUCAGCAGCUACGCAAUGGGACUCUCAUCAGGGCCAAAGAGCGGGACUGUGUGGGACACAAGCCUGCCGCAACCCAGCGCUGUGAGGGUCAGGACUGUAUGACAGUGUGGGAGGCUGAAGUGUGGUCCGAGUGCUCUGUAAAGUGCGGCAAAGGGGCCCGCCACAGGACUGUGAAAUGCACCAAUCCUCGCAAGAAAUGCGACUUGUCCACACGCCCCAGGGAGGUGGAAGACUGCGAGGAUUACUCCAAGUGCUACGUCUGGAGAACAGGAGACUGGUCCAAGUGCUCAGUAACCUGUGGCAAGGGAAUGCAGUCCAGGGUAAUUCAGUGCAUGCACAAGAUCACUGGAAGGCAUGGAAAUGAAUGCUUCUCAUCCGAGAAGCCCGCUGCUUUCCGACCUUGCCAUCUACAACCCUGCAACGAGAAAAAUAAUGUGAACACCAUCACCUCGCCUAGACUGGCUGCCUUAACAUUCAAGUGCCUACGGGACCAGUGGCCUGUCUACUGUAAAGUCAUCAGAGAGCAGAACCUCUGUCAGGACAUGAGGUGGUACCAGCGCUGCUGUGAGACCUGUAGGGACUUUUAUGCACAAAAAAUGCAGCAAAGAAGUUGACGUCCAACACAAUCAGAACUCUUACAAGAUUUUCCUUGUUAUUUAUAUUAAGAAAACACAAGCAAAAAACACCUUUUUCAAACAAGCAGAUUCUGGAUAAUUGAAUAAGUGUAAUUUAUUCUUGUGCUCUGUGAGGUCAUUUUUGUAGAAAAUAAUAAGAACUGUUUUUUUUAUAUAGUUGGUUCCACACUAAAUAUUAGUAAAUAAGUGUAAACGCUGCAUACUGCUCUCUCUCUCCUUGAAUUCGGCCCCUCUCCUGAUAUUGCCAAGGUUUCUAGGGGAAAUCCUAAUACUGGUCAGUCUAUAUUGAACAGCAAACAUCUGUCGUUUCUACUAUGUACAGUAUAAAGGAAAUGCAGAUAAGAUGGGAAUCUACAAAAGAGGAAAGAAGCAAUAUAGCUCGGUACGUUUUUGUUGGCUGUUGUUCUACCUGGUCUAUUUCAUACAGUCUAUAAUCAUUAAGCCAUGCUAUUUAUCUCUAUGGAGAUUCUCAAUGUCCUUGACUUGCCUAAGCGUUGCUACGUAGAGGAAUCGGUAGUGGCUGCCGUGGUUACAGGUUUGUUGGGUUCAUCUGUGUUCCAGAAAUCCUUGUGAAGAAAUUACCUUUGCACAUAAGCCCUGGAUAUCCCCUUACAUCUAAAAAUCACAAGGAUUCUUGAAAGCAUGACCGACAAAUCCAAAUCAUUAACUCUAUUGUCUCUCACCUUAGUUUACCCAUUUAAUACUGUACAUACCAGGUAAGCACAGUGAUCCACUUGCCAUUUGUUUUCCAAUCCAAUAGAAGGAAAAUUAGACUAACUAUAGUGAACAAGCAAACCUUAAAUAACUUCCAACACUCACACUAGGGUUGGGCUGUAAGAAAACACGAAGUGGAGUAUUCUUAAUCCCUGACAUGGAGUCUAGGGGAACCCUGCAUGUUAAAUAAAGGUUAUUACAAUUGAGUGUUAACUGACACAACACAGGCAGCCUGUAAGCCUAAAAAGAGACUAUAGAAUUUCACAUACAGUGUUAUAAUAGUAAUAAUUAUUGGGAAGUGCAGCCUUGGCUAUUUUUCAUCCUGGGUUGACCUUUCAUUCCAAGGUUAUAAUUUGAGAGCAGUAUUCAUUCAGUAAGAUCUAAAGCCACAUUUCAGGUUUAAGUCAUGAAAGUGACCCACAGUACCAGCUAAAUCUGCCUUCUAGUGACCAAAGUUGAAAUACAAGGUUGGAGCGGGGCAUUGCAGUGUUAAAAAAAAAAAAAAAAAAAAAAAAAAAGUUU